This is a messenger RNA of Nannospalax galili (Upper Galilee mountains blind mole rat), 2073 nucleotides long. Its product is annotated as zinc finger protein 260-like. Lineage: Eukaryota; Metazoa; Chordata; Mammalia; Rodentia; Spalacidae. Bases 1 to 2073 code for a protein of 690 amino acids. Gene Ontology annotation, biological process: regulation of cytokine production; negative regulation of transcription by RNA polymerase II; regulation of immune system process. The transcript is spliced from 3 exons. The record is from RefSeq and is a predicted model, not a curated record.
AUGGCUUUCAUUCAACACAACAUAAGCCACACUAUAGAGAAGCCCUUUGUCUGUCACAAAUGUGGUAGGGCCUUCCUCCAGGUGUCAGAAUUGACAUCCCACCAGCAAACUCACUGUGGAGAGAAGCCUUAUGAAUACCAGGACUGUGGGACUUUGUUCAGCCAUCCAUCCCAGUUGAAUGUGCAUCUUCAAAUUCAUCUGGGGGAGGGACCUUAUGUGUGUUCUGAAUGUGGCAAGGCUUUCCUGCAGAAGUCGGUACUCAGGACACACCAGAGAAUUCACACAUGGGAGAAGCCUUACAAAUGUACUGACUGUGGGAAAGCUUUUGCCUCUAAGCUUCAACUCCAGGAGCACAAGCGAAUUCAUACAGGAGAGAAGCUCUAUGUGUGCACUGAAUGUGGGAAGGCCUUCCAUCGUAGGUCAACUUUCCAUAAUCAUAAAAUAACUCAUACUCCGGAAAGAUGUUUUGUCUGUCGAAAAUGUGGAAAGGCUUUCCUGCAGAAGUCAGCACUGAUAACCCAUCGGCAAACUCACAUUGGAGAGAAGCCUUAUAAAUGCCAAGAUUGUGGUAAAUUGUUCCGUGCUCCAUCCGAACUGAAGGUCCAUCUUCGAAUUCACACGGGCGAGAGGCCUUAUGAAUGUCCAGACUGUGGGAAGUUGUUCCAUAAAACAUCUACGAUGAAUAUGCAUCUUCGAAUUCACACCAGUGAGAGGUCUUAUGAAUGUGAAGACUGUGGGAAGUUGCUCCGUACUCCUACUGAACUGAAGAUCCAUCACCGAAUUCACACAGGUGAGAAGCCUUAUGAAUGUCAAGACUGUGGAAAGUUGUUCCGUACUCUGUCCGAACUGAAGAUCCAUCGUCAAAUUCACACAGGUGAGAAGCCUUAUGAAUGUCAAGACUGUGGGAAAUUGUUCUGUACUCCGUCCAAACUCAGGAUCCAUCGUCAGGUUCACACAGAUGAGAAGCCUUUUGAAUGUCAAGACUGUGGAAAAGCCUUCACACAAAAGUCAGAGCUCAGUAAGCAGCAAAGAAUUCACACCCGAGAGAAGCCUUACAAAUGCAGUGACUGUGGGAAAGCCUUCGCCUCUAAGUUCUCCCUCCUAGAACAUGAACGAAUUCACACAGGUGAGAAACCUUUUGUGUGCACUGAAUGUGGGAAGGCCUUCAGUACAAGGACAGGUUUCUGUGUGCUUAUAAUGAGUCACAGUGGGGCAAAGCCAUUUGUCUGUGACGAAUGUGGAAAGGCCUUCCUCCAGAAGUCAAACUUGACAGCCCAUCAGCGAACUCACAGUGGAGAGAAGCCUUAUGAGUGCCAAGACUGUGGGAAAUUUUUCAGUACAACAUCCAGCCUGAAUGUGCAUCAUCGGAUUCACACAGGUGAGAAGCCUUAUGAAUGUAGUGACUGUGGAAAAGCCUUCUCCACAAAGGCACACCUCUAUAUACAUCUGAAAGUCCAUACUGGAGGAAAGCAUCAUGUGUGCCGAGAGUGUGGGAGAGCCUUCAAGGACGAGUCACUGCUCCACACACACCAAAGAGUUCACACGGGGGAGAAGCUUUACAAAUGUAAUGACUGUGGGAAAGCCUUCUCCUCUAAGUCCGGACUCCAAGAGCAUGAACAAAUUCACACAGGAGAGAAACCCUACGUGUGCACUGAAUGUGGGAAGGCCUUCCAUAGAACAUCAGGAUUGUAUCGUCAUAGGAUGACUCACCCUGGGGCACGCCCUUUUGUCUGUCACCAUUGUGGGAAGGCCUUCAGUAGCAACACUCGUUUCUAUGUGCAUAUGUUGAGUCACAGUGAUGCAAGGCCUUUUGUUUGUGACCAUUGUGGGAAGGCGUUUCUCAAGAAGUCAAACUUGACAGCCCAUCAGCGGACUCACACUGGAGAGAAGCCUCAUGAAUGCCAAGAAUGUGGAAAAUUGUUUAGUACAACAUCCCAUCUGAAGGUGCAUCAUCGGAUUCACACAGGGAACCGGAAGCACUUGGAACGCCAUGCUGACUACUGGCAGGGCCGCUGCAGCUUCCGGAGUGCCAGUUUAAGCGGCUUGGAGAACUCCAAACGGAAAUCCAAGUGA